Archocentrus centrarchus (flier cichlid) is the source of this 1189-nucleotide messenger RNA. RefSeq lists its product as uncharacterized. The transcript is spliced from 6 exons. Lineage: Eukaryota; Metazoa; Chordata; Actinopteri; Cichliformes; Cichlidae. The record is from RefSeq and is a predicted model, not a curated record. The coding region runs from base 1 to 927 and encodes 308 amino acids.
AUGAGUAAUAGCAGCCCCGACAUCUGGGGUUUGUCCGAAUCAGAGGCUCUGGCCAUCGAAAAUGCCACCGGGGCAGCUGCUGCAGGAGUACGAGAGGAUGGUGGCGGACAGGGACACGGAGACUGCAGUCCAAGUGAAGGUGCAGCUACUCCUGCACAAAUUUCCCCCAGAAGCCGUGACACAGCGGAGGCUUUUCCCCGCCAGCGCGCCCACACUGAGACACGUGAAGGCGCAGCUGCAGGUCUGCCCUCACCUGUCAAAGAGGAGCCCACUGACCUGGAGACGGUCAUCAAAUGGGAGGUGUGUGAGGGCGGUUUGCUGGACCGGCAGGAAGGUCAGCAUGGAGCCGAAUACCUGCGUGCAGAAAAAGCAAUACUUCUGGAGGUUCUUGUUUCACUGGAGACCAUCAAACAGCAAAACUCCACUGUGCUAAAAAUACUGCAGACAGGAAAUUCAUCUGGAGCGCUGCUGUGUGAACCUCCAGAUGUGGAGACGCUUCCUCUGCCGCUGCAGUCGGUACAGGAGCUACGGAGCUCGGAGCAGCGACUCUGCACUGAGCCAGAGCCGAAGGGAAAAAUGAUCUCCUACCUCGGCCCGUCUGGAGGUAAGACGACCAAAGAGAGCGUAUGGAGGAUAAUGGCGAAGCUUUUUACCAACACUUUGGCCAAAAACAUCAACUGGAGGGGAAGAAAUAAGAAGCAGAAGAUCGAGAACCAAACCAUCAAGAGAGUCAUCCUCAACGCAGUCAGGCAGAACGCCUUCUGUAAGGACGCAGUGGACGAGGAGAUGGAGAGGUAUAUAAAGCGUUGGCUGCAGCUGGCAGGAGACCGAGAUGGAGGAAGAAAAAGAAGACAGGAAAAAGAGAAGGAAGCCACCAGCAUGGGGAACUGCUGUGUGGAUGAGAUGUUUACUGGUGCGACAGAGUAGCACCAAAUGCAUCUGCAGCACAUUUUAUUUUGACCCUUAUGACACGAGGUGGUUAAGAAAAGAUAAACUUUCCCUCUGAAUGCCCACAGAGCUGGAUUUACCUUACACUGCAUCCAAGUUAGGCUGUGAUAAAAAUGUAAUGGUUGCACUUUUACUAUUAGAGGUCAUCAUUCUGCUCUACAUGUUAAUCAUAUCUCCGUAUCAGUCAUUACAUACAGUCAUAAUCAUAUUUAUUAAUUUAAUAUUGUUUACAUGUUGUGAG